AUGGCUACCUUCAAGGGUGCCGAGACUUACGCGCCUCAGCCUUCGGGCUCCCAAUCGCUCCAGGCUGAAGCUAGUUUGAAGGGCGAGACAAAUGAACCGUCUCUUGUCGUUGUUGCAUGUCAGCAAUGGUGCGCUGCUCUCCGAGACUCUUCUCACCGUUCCCUCUUUAGUCGAAAUCGAAAGGUUAGAUGUGACUCUACAAGACCUGUAUGCAAGAACUGUACUCGACGCUCAGAGGCCUGCCUGUACGAUGCUGCGCCUAAACGGAGAGGCCCCGACAAGCAAAAUAGAAAAAGGCUUUACAAGAAGAGGCCAAGUUUAUCACCUCCUGAUCCUUCCUCAAAGGUUUCCGCAUCCACUGCGUCCGACCAGGAGGUGGAGCCCAAACGGAAACGAGCAAGAAAAGCACAGAGCUCGCAAAAUGAAAAUCGGGGAGCUGUCUCCCUUCCUGCAUCAAGUAACCAAGCUCUACGCCGUCUGGACGUCGAUGCGGAUUUGGACGAGACGAUUCGUGCUGCAGGAUUCGGGACACUUGAAAGCCUCCUCACGAAGACCGCACAGAUGAUCACGGAAACCGAUAUAUACAUUCCACAAAGCUUUGAAGAGGCCGAAUCUCUCGAGACGCGAACGCCUGGUAGACGGCUCUUUUCGGUAAAUGUCCCGGAGCAGGGACACUAUACCAUCGAGGACCUACUAUCUGCAGCGGAAGGUUCUGCGUCAGAACUAGCCAACGUCGAACAAAACAUUCCAAGAGGCCCGUCUUCGUCCUUUAACCGACAGACAUGGUGGGAUACUUUAUGUCUAUGUUACUCAAAGGAAAGUGAACCUGGACAAAGUUCUCGUAAAAUCUUCCAAGACUUGGGAUUUCUCCUAGACAAUUCGAUCUACUGGCUUUCAUUUAUACAUAUUCCAAGGUUUAUGGGCAACCUCCACGAUCCCAACCGGCGACUCAUGGUUCAGCCAUCUAUCGUAUUGUCUGCAUUAGCAAUGUCCACUCUGAUGAAAUCAUCCGAAACGGGUCUAGGUAGUGAAGGGAGGCGGUUUUCUCUCUGGCUUAGAGAUGCUGCCCAGGCCUCCUUGGACGCCAGUCUCAAUGUUGGAUGGAUAGAGCCAAGUCUAGUUCAGGCAGCAUAUUUCAUUGCUUUGUACGAGGCCAGCGCGAACCCAGAGCAUUCUUCUGCGAGAGUAACCUCAGCUCUUCAACUCUUGGAUUCUCUUAUUCACGCCCUCUCUCUCUCCAACAUGGACGCUGGGGAAAAGGGUGUCAGUGUCUACUCUGUAGACGAGAUGCCUAUCGUGUCGUCGUCCACCUCCCAGCAACUAAUCAGUCCCUAUCCUCUUCAAGGCACCGACGACAACAUUUUGGAUGUGACCACUUCCAUAUGUUCCUGUUUGAAUCAAACCCCGCCAACCCAGCCGGAUUCUUUGAAAGCAAUGCCCAAUGAUAACCCGUACGGUGUAAAUAUGGGUAGGUUUUUGGAGUCGAUGAUGGCAUUUGGUUCCAAGUAUCGUGUCUCUCAAAACCAAAAGGGCGUCAUGGAUUCUCCGUGGGGCAACGUGGGCGUACAGGCGGACUGGCCGGACCCGACCGACACCAUCGAGAUUGACAAAGAGGAGAGUCGAAGACUGUGCUGGAGCGUGAUGAUGCUGAUUUCCACGCUAAGAGAGUACACUCCUCACCUUCAACGCCAAGCUUGGGACUUGCACGUUACGAGACAAGAAAAUAUUGCUCUGUUACUCCCUGGAGAAAAAAUGGCCAAGAAUCGAACUCGGGCAAAAGACUCGAUUUGGGCACUUCACUGCCGUGUCGCGCUGUUGUGGAAUGCUUGCCAGCGGUUUCGCCACCGACCCGACUGGGAGACUCGACGUAUCGAACUAUCGACGCAAGCUUGGAUGGAAGCAAAUUCCAUCGAACAAUCAUUAGCUCAACAUACUUGUCCCGUAGGCAAAGGGAUGCUGUAUGCUGGCCGAGAAUAUCUCUUUCAACUCAAGCUCCUUAUCUCGAAGCAAUUCACGCGUUUGAUCCCAAUCCCCCACACUCUCAAGUAUGAGAGGGAUAGUGCUCAAGAAUGGCUCAAUCAUCGAGCCGGUCUCGCUGCACAUGCCCGCAAGGUCGUGUAUUUUGUCAGUCGCUUUGGAGCCUCUAGGGCCGCCAUAGCACUAGCAAAGAGACCACUGAGCGUGUGGUGGGUAUGUUCUCAGAUUAAGGCCGGCACAGCAGUUUGGAAGGCCGACAAUACCUUUACCCAAGCCUUGGAGCAGUCGCUCGACUUCCUCGCCAUAGGAGAUUUUCUUACCUGCAUGUGGCAGAGCAAAGGCCAGACGGAUUAUUACAACAGCCUUAGGGAAGAGCUUCUUCAAUCUUGCCAACUUGCUGGUAUCCACGUCCCAGAAGCAAUUCCAAUUCCUGGCCUUUCCUCGACUCAGGCAACGAUGAUCCCAUCUCCUCUGCUUAUCAACUAUCCGCCACCAAUUGCAUUGGCCGAGGUGCAGUAUAAUUUAUCAUAG
Serendipita indica DSM 11827 is the source of this 2508-nucleotide messenger RNA. NCBI's taxonomy places the organism in Eukaryota, Fungi, Basidiomycota, Agaricomycetes, Sebacinales, Serendipitaceae. The record is from the annotation of a GenBank genome assembly.